Acaromyces ingoldii is the source of this 1288-nucleotide messenger RNA. Its product is annotated as NAD(P)-binding protein. The record is from RefSeq and is a predicted model, not a curated record. The transcript is spliced from 5 exons. NCBI's taxonomy places the organism in Eukaryota, Fungi, Basidiomycota, Exobasidiomycetes, Exobasidiales, Cryptobasidiaceae. Bases 42 to 1118 code for a protein of 358 amino acids.
GUGCUUUUUAUGCGUCGUCCCUUCUUGCUACCAUUGACAUCAUGGCCGGCCAGAAGAUUCUCAUUACAGGUGCUUCAGGGUACAUCGGUGGCUCACUGAUCAGCUUGAUCCAGAGCCAGUCCCUUGUGGAUGCCUCUCGGAUUUAUGCGCUGGUACGCAAGGAUGAACACGAGGCGGCGGUCCGCAAGCUUGGCCUCCACCCCCUUCGCUUCAACCUAGACGACAAGGCUGAAGUCGAGGAAGCCAUUGUGAGAAACGAAAUCAGCGUUGUCGUCCACUUCGCCGGCGUUCUUGUCUGGGGUCCUCUGGAAAACUUCCUAGACGCCCUUGUCAAGGUGCACAAAGCUACGGGCCAGACUGUGCAUCUGGCCCAUACGUCAGGCGCCAAGAUCUUUUCCAGCUGGGCCGGCUCGCCCCCUCUUAAAGACGGACAAGGCAACUACGUGCCCAUCUUCGACGACGACAAGCUCUAUGACCACCAGAAAGGUCAGAAAGCCGUCGACUUCCCACCGAGUCAGGCGGCCGUCGAUGUCAACACUCGUUUGCUCGAGAAAGGGGACGAGCUCGGGGUCAAGACCUACGUUAUUGCGCCGCCAAUCGUCUAUGGCAAGGGCACCGGGUUCGGAAACAAGAUCUCAAUCCAGACUGUGGCCAUCAUUAAGCUAGGAAAGGCUUUGAAGAAAGUGUUCCAGUACAGCGGCGACGACUCCCCGUGGGUCUUUUGUCACAUCGAAGACUGUGCCCUUCUCUAUGCAAGACUCAUCAGCGAGAUCGUGGCUGGAAAUUCGCCUCCGCACGGAAAGAGAGGCGGAUACUACUUUGCCGAAAACGGUAACAUCAGGUGGACUGAUGCCUACAAGGCCAUCGCUCGUCGGAUGCACCAAAAAGGCCUCAUCGAAACCGAUGAAGUAGCUAAGCCCACGAAUGACGAGGUUCAGCGUGCCGCCGAAGUCCUCGGCGGUAGCAUUCCCUUCCUCAACUUUUCCGUUGCUGGCGAAUGCUUUAUCCGGGGCACAAAUGCCAAACAGAACUUGGGAUGGAAGCCAACGCACGACCGUGCAGAUUUCGUCGCUUCGAUGUCCGAAGAGGUCGACUUUGUCACAGAAGAGCUUGGAUGACGGCUUUUAUGUCAUUGCGAGCUGCAGGCCGGGCGAGCGACAGUAGUAGUAGUAGUGUGUGCAGUAGCAGUAGAAGUAUUGUGCCCAAAACAGUUUUCCCUUCGGUGGGCAGUGGCCAGCUUAUUUUACUGUUGUUGACGGUGAAGCCCUCCGAGCGCAAACAUGCCUUC